CUCAUGCAUGCGCGUUGUAUACCGGCAACUUACACGCAGUUAGAUAAUAGACAGUGCUUCGUAAAAAACUGUGUCAAUACUGUGCUGUGAUUAGAGGAAUACACAAUUGUUUGGAGCUGAGAAUGCUGCGAGUCACCGUUCUAUAGAUCCGUCCACCCCACGAUGGCGCUCGGCACGGCUGCGGGCCUGGCCGCCAAGUCUGCCUUGGCUAUUGGCGGGCUCGGCAAACUGUCGUUCAUACCGGCGCUGCUGGCCGCCAUGGCCUACUUCAACUACGACCUGCUGGACCCCGAGAGCAGGCCCUUCAACCAGAAGUACUUGCGGCAGGAGUAUGACUUUGUGAUCGUUGGCGGAGGAUCGGCAGGGUCAGUGCUGGCGAACCGGCUCUCAGAGGUGGAGGGGUGGAACGUGCUGCUGCUGGAGGCCGGCGGGCACGAGACCGACAUCAGCGACGUGCCGCUGCUGUCGCUCUACCUGCACAAGAGCAAGCUGGACUGGAAGUACCGAACCCAACCACAAGACACGGCGUGCCAGGCGAUGGUGGACAAGCGCUGCUGCUGGACCAAGGGCAAGGUGCUCGGCGGGUCCUCAGUCCUCAACACCAUGCUCUACAUCCGAGGGAACCGGAGAGACUUCGACCAGUGGGAGUCCUUCGGCAACCCAGGGUGGGGGUACGAAGACGUCUUACCGUAUUUUAAGAAGUCGGAAGACCAGAGGAACCCGUAUUUGGCUAGGGAUACUAGACAUCAUGCUACGGGUGGGUACUUGACUGUGCAAGACUCUCCGUACAACACUCCGCUCGGAGCGGCGUUCCUGCAGGCUGGAGAGGAGAUGGGCUACGACAUCCUCGACGUGAACGGACAGAAGCAGACGGGCUACGGCUGGUACCAGUUCACCAUGCGGCGAGGCACUCGGAGCUCAACAGCCAAAGCCUUCCUACGGCCAGUCAGACUACGACAGAAUCUGCACAUAGCUCUGUUCUCUCAUGUGACAAAGGUCUUGAUAGAUAAGGAAUCCAAGAGAGCGUUCGGAAUUGAAUACUUCAGGGAUGGGGAGAAGCGUGUGGUGUACGCAAAGAGAGAGGUCAUCCUGUCCGCAGGAGCGGUGGCGUCGCCGCAACUCUUGAUGUUGUCGGGCGUGGGUCCUCGACAGCACCUGCAAGAGGUCGGCAUCGACGUCGUACAGGACUCGCCCGGAGUCGGCCAGAACUUGCAGGACCACAUCGCUGUGGGUGGCCUCGUCUUCCAAAUAGAUUAUCCCGUCAGUUUAGUGAUGAACCGAUUGGUGAAUAUAAAUACGGCUUUGCGUUACGCCAUUACGGAGGACGGCCCGUUGACGUCUAGUGUCGGCUUGGAAGUGGUCUCUUUCAUCAAUACUAAGUACGCGAACUCUUCUGACGACUGGCCCGACAUCGAGUUCAUGUUGACAUCAGCGUCGACUCCCUCAGACGGAGGCACCCAGGUCAAGAGGGCUCACGGUUUGACAGAUGAGUUCUACAACGAAGUCUUCGGAUCCAUCAACAACAAAGACGUGUUCGGAGUGUUCCCGAUGAUGUUGCGUCCGAAGAGUCGAGGAUUCAUAAAGCUACGGUCUAAGAACCCGUUGGACUACCCGCUGAUGUACCACAACUACCUGACGCACCCGGACGACGUGGGGGUGCUGCGCGAGGGGGUGAAGGCGGCGGUGGCGGUGGGGGAGACUCAGGCCAUGAAGCGCUUCGGCGCCCGGUUCCACAGCAAGCCCGUGCCCAACUGCAAGCACCUGCCGCUCUACACCGACGAGUACUGGGACUGCCUCAUACGGCAGUACACCAUGACUAUCUACCACUUGUCUUGCACGGCCAAGAUGGGGCCGUCCAGUGACCCGAUGGCUGUUGUGGAUCCCCGACUAAGAGUGUAUGGGGUCAAAGGUCUAAGAGUCAUUGAUGCCAGCAUCAUGCCAGCCAUUACUAAUGGUAACAUUAACGCGCCUGUGAUAAUGAUAGCCGAAAAGGGCGCUGAUCUUAUAAAAGAGGAAUGGCUUCCGAAGCGCGGUAAAAGAUCUUUGAAGUGUUCUAGAUUAGAACAAUUAGGUCUUAGAAUAAAAGACAGCAGGAUUUGCAGAAUCCAAAGAUGACGUAGGCUUUGUUAUCGUUAGUGAAUAUAAAUGCAGUGACCAUAUUGUACAGUUAGUGAUGCUAGAUCAAAGACUAGCUUUAAGUUUGGUGAUAUGAGAGAGCUUGGGUUAGGGUAUGUGUUAUGGAAUUUAAUAGUGAAAUAGUUCAGUAGAAAAUCUAGUCUAGUGCUUUCAGCGGUACAAAAAAGAUGAAUGAAGUUCUGCUCAAAUUAAAAUAAUAAUACGUAGUGUAUUCAUUUCACUUAUGGGGUUAACAGAAAAGCACUCAGCUGUAAGUCGUACUAAUUUAAUUGAAGAGAAUGUUCCGUCUACCAAUGUGUAGGUAUUAUAUAAACAAUAAAAUAAAGAGUUCACUUCGAAAAACCUAGUCUAAACAAACAGUAAUUUUCUCAAUGAUAUUUUUAUAUUAAAGGUUUUUCGUCCUAAAAUAUUGAUGUACU
Messenger RNA from Plutella xylostella (diamondback moth), 2555 nucleotides. RefSeq names its product glucose dehydrogenase [FAD, quinone]. Gene Ontology annotation, molecular function: flavin adenine dinucleotide binding; oxidoreductase activity, acting on CH-OH group of donors. The record is from RefSeq and is a predicted model, not a curated record. Lineage: Eukaryota; Metazoa; Arthropoda; Insecta; Lepidoptera; Plutellidae.